Messenger RNA from Scatophagus argus, 9065 nucleotides. Its product is annotated as AT-rich interactive domain-containing protein 1B-like. Gene Ontology annotation, biological process: regulation of transcription by RNA polymerase II; chromatin remodeling; positive regulation of DNA-templated transcription. The coding region runs from base 776 to 7723 and encodes 2315 amino acids. Gene Ontology annotation, molecular function: DNA binding; nucleosome binding. Gene Ontology annotation, cellular component: brahma complex; nBAF complex; nucleoplasm. The record is from RefSeq and is a predicted model, not a curated record. The transcript has 22 exons. Lineage: Eukaryota; Metazoa; Chordata; Actinopteri; Scatophagidae.
UUGAGCCGAGGGACAGAGAGGAUGGGAAGAAAGAAAAUCAGUGCUGGAUAAUUGCGCAUAAACUCGCAGGGGCAAACUUAACGUGUUUAUUUGAAGGAUUCUUGUGGAGCGAGCGGAGGAGCAAUGUCCACGUCUAAUUUGGAAAUGUUCCAUCUGUCAUGGGUAUUGUUUUUUUAAAAUUAACGUGCUUUAAACUAAAGGAAGAGGAGUCGUUCCUCGGCCGCCUGAGGUGCGAAUAUUAAAAGAAAUCUUUAUAUUAUAAUGACAAUAGGAUAAUGAGUGUCAUGUCAAAAUAGUGCCACAUUAGUGAAUCUUUUUAACUAUAGAAUCCGCCCGCAAAAAGUCGUUGAACAGAGAAACAUCAAUAUGCAGCGUGGUUAAUGGCUCGCUACUCCAGUCCGGAUUUUCCAUGUGAGGCGCGCCGGAGCCCUGGAGGUGGAUAAGCUGGUAGAGCCCGCUCUCUCUAAUGCCAUGCUGGGCCACAAGGGCUCCGGGAGACGCUGCUACAUAUUACCGAGAACCGGGAUGGAGGAGAGGCGGAGGGGGGAAGAAAAAAAAGUUUCGUUUAAACCUGGCAGAGAAACUUUCAACAUGAAGCCUCACUGACGCACCGUUUCACCACAGCAGCUACAGCAGCGCUACAACAGAGCUUGCUUUUCCACUGAAUAUAUUUUUCACCUCCCAGCUUGUGUUUUCUUCCCCCUCUUGUAUUAUUUUCUGUGUUCAAGGCUGGUCGGGGCUUGCUGUCACUGCGCGCUGAAAUGUUGGAGUGAGCAUGGCUGCGCAAGUUGCAUCGGCUCCGACCAGAACUAAUAACAAAAAUAAGAAAUUAUCCAGCGGUUUGGGUCCGGAGCUCAAUUCGGGGAAAUCCGGAGGAGGAGGAGGAGGAGGAGGGAACGUACAGCGGACUGGACCGAUGCUGGGUGCUGGAGAUGGGACUCUGAAUAAUGUAGACCAUCACCGCCGAAACGAUCUCAACAUGGUUCAUUCAACUUCCACGACUCAUAACGCUCCGGACGGUCGCGACAAAGAUGGGAAUAACCUCGCGCCCACUACGACGAAUUCAACCACUUCCUCGAUAGAAACGGGUUUGAUCGCGAACCACAAGCUGAAAUGUGUGGGGAGCGGAGAUCCCCCUCAGUCUCAACCGUCGCCGCAGCAGCAGCAGCAGCCGCCGCCGCAAUUUGGCCAAUUUGCGCCACAUCAGCAGCGACAGAUUCAAAGUAACAACACCGCCAAUAACAACGGCCAGGGGCCCCAUGGGGACAGAGGUAUGGAUCACCAACACCACGGCGGAAAAGAGAACCUGUUGGGGGGGCAAGGGGAGCAACAGCAGCAGCACAUGUCAGGAAAAGGUGAGAGUGACCUCACCUGUAAACCCGCGGAGAGGAUGAUGGGUACAAGGUAUGAACACUCUAACUUGGGGCCAACUAGUAACAACUCUGAGUUUAAUAACAACUAUUACACUGCAAGGCCCUGUUAUGAGCAACAUGGCGGACAGCAGCAACAAAGCAGUGGGAUGGGGAUAACGCACUCCUCGGCGCAUAACAGCAUGGAGAACUCCCACGAAGCAGGGUACCACAACAGCCAGUAUAAUCAGUACCCAGCGUACCGGGCGGGUUACGGCGGCGGGGCCUACGGGAUGAUGGGUCCCUCUGGAUGCCGACAACCUGGGAACAUGAUGAUGAGCAGCAACUCCUCAGCAAGCCACAACAAGUCUCCCCUGGGAGCUGCUUCGGGUGGGUUUCAGAGGUUCACGGGACAAACCCAUCAGCAGCAGCAUCCUUCAGGGGCCACCCCGACGCUCAACCAGUUGCUGACGUCCCCCAGCCCCAUGAUGCGGGGUUAUGGUGGCGCGUACCAAGACUACAGCGGCUCCACGGUACAGCAAGGCGGCAUGGGCCUUGGGAAAGACGUGGGACCCCAGUAUGGAACCACCUCAGCCCACGGCUGGGGCGGACAGCAGAGAAACCACCCUCAUUCAAUGAGUCCAGGCAACGGAGGGCAAGGCCUCGGCAGGACGCAGGUGUCCUCCAUGGACUUCAUGGCUAUGAAGCGCUCCCAGCUGUACAGCAUGGCCAACAAUCCCUACUCCACCCCACAGCAGCCAGGGAGCGGGCCUUACCCUCCUAGCCAGACAUACACAUCACCUCCUCCACAUAGAUACCCAAUGAGCAUGCAGGGGAGGGGCCAAAUGAGCAUGGGCGGGAUGCAGUAUCCUCAACAGCAGCAGGUGGCGCCAUACGGUCAGCAGGGAAUGGGGGGUUACAGCCAGCAGCAGCAGGCGGGGCAGCAGGGAACCCCCACAUACUUCAGUCCCCCUCAGCAGACCCCUCCAGGCCCGACCCAGAGCCCCUACCUGCAGCCUCGACCACCUCCACAACAGGAGGCCCAGCAGGAGCCAUACAGCAGCAGGGGUCCUGCCCCAGGGAACUCUGGGAAGGCCAACAUCGAGGAUGGCGUCUCCCAUGACCGUCCAUCCAGCCUGCCGGAUCUGUCCGGCUCGAUUGAUGACCUCCCCACUGGGACAGAGGCUGGUUUAGGCUCAGCCGUCAGUGCCGGCGGCUCCUCCAGCAGCAGCAGCAGCAGCCAAGGGGAGCAGGGGGGGGCCAGUAACCAGGGACAGUCCCCCUUCUCUCCUCAUGCCUCUCCCCAUCUCCCCAGCCAGAGGAGCGGGCCCUCUCCCUCCCCUGUAGGAUCGCCCGCAGGCUCCACUCAGUCCCAGCAGUCGCGAUCAGGUUCUGGACCCAUCUCUCCUGCCAGUGGACCUCCCCCCAACACCACCGCACCGGGUUCCACUGUGACCCCACAGAACUCUGGGAAUGGUCCAGAUGGAGCCCACCCUCCAAUCACCCGCUCGCCUAUGGCUCAGGAGAGAGGGUUCAUGUCUAACAUACAGAGGAACCAGUCUAGCUCUCAGUUUGCUCCACCUCAGUCUGGACCUCCUAUGUCCCCCCACCCCACACCUGGGGGCCCAUUGUAUCCUGGGAUGGGUCCCUACUCCCAGAGCGGCCCCUCAGGCCCUUAUGGACCUCAAGGACCACAGUAUGGACAUCAAGGUAACUACCCUCGGCCCUCCAACUACAGCGGGACCAGCAGUAGCAGCUACAGCGGUCCCGGUCCUGGCAUGACCAACAAUCUAGGAAUGAAUGCUAGCAGCCCCAUGCACGGCCAGGGGCCCGGCCAGCCCAUACCUGUAGGACGCAGCCACGGACCAGGCAGCCAGAACAGGGUGUACCCGCCCAUGGCUCCCAGCUCUCCCAGCAUGCCCCAGCCAGCUGGGCCUGGGAUGGGCCCUCCUUCUUUGGGUAGUUCUAACCGCAAAGCCCAGGAGGCUGCCAACUCAACACACAACAGUCUGUUGACGCCGAUCUGCAGGCGGCCUCCGUAUGCGAGGUCCCCAGCCCAGAUGCAGCCACCCCAACCCACCUCCAUGCACUGGCCCCCAGCCCACCCUGCUCUUACCCGUCCACCUCCUUCAUCUCCUCCCAGAACUCACCAUCCACCCAUCCUGCCACCCCCACAUUCACAGCACAAUAGGCAUGGGAGCUAUCAAGGCCCUGGCAUCAGUCAGGUGAGCACCAUGGCUAGCACUGUCCCCUACAGCCAACCAACGGGAAACAACAGUUCAGAAGUUGGCAACACGCAAGGUCCAGCCUACAAUAUGCCACCUUCAGGAGCCAUGGGAUUGUCAGGAGACGGGAUGAUGAGCGCAGAUGGGAAAAUGAAAACAGACGUAAAAGAUGACAGCGGCCAAACCAACGAGCCUAACAAACCAAAGCUACAGGAUGGUUACAGCAACAACAACAACAGCAGCACUGGCUCCCAGCAGUGUGUGUCCCAGCCAGCCACGCCAGGCGGCGCCCUGCCAGUGCCCUCCCCUCUCUCACCCAGCCCAGCCAGCCUUUCCUCCUACCACGGAGACGACAGCGACAGCAUCAGCAGCCCCCCCUGGCCCCUCAAGACCCCCUCCAGUCCUAAAGCAAAUCCCAACUCGUCCUCCCUCAGUGGGGAGCGAAUCACACGGCUGUUUGAGCUGGGGGUGGAGCCAGAGAGGCGGGGCUGGGUGGAGCGAUACCUGAACUUCAUGGAGGAGAGGGGCACACCUGUUGCCCAGCUUCCUGCUGUGGGGAAGAAGCCGCUGGACCUCUGGAAGCUCUACGUAGCUGUUCGGGAAAUAGGAGGCCUCGCCAUGGUAAACAAGAACAAGAAGUGGCGCGAGCUUUCCACCAAUUUGAACGUCGGUACAUCCAGCAGCUCCGCCAGCUCUCUCAAGAAGCAGUACAUCCAGUAUCUGUUCGCCUAUGAGUGUAAGAUGGAGAGGGGAGAAGAGCCACCAGCAGACAGCAGCAGCAGCAGCAGCAGCAUAGCUGGAGGGGACGGCAGGAAGCAGGUCAAGAUCCAGCCACCCUCACCUGCCAAUUCCGGUGGCUCCCUCCAAGGCCCACAGACGCCCCAGUCCUCUGGCAGCAGCUCUACAGCCGAGGUAGCAGGGGAUCUGAAGCCCCCGACACCUGCCACCACCCCUCUGGGACAGGUCACACCACUGCCCCCCAACAGGAGCAGUGUGAGUAUACAGGACCCCUUCUCAGAGGUGAGCGACCCGGCCUUCCAAAAGCGUGCCACCUCCCUGCCCCCCUCAGCUCCUUACCAGCAAGGCCUCAGCAUGCCUGACAUGAUGAUGAGGAUGCAGUACGACACCAAGGACCCCUUUGCAGGGAUGAGGAAGAUGGCAGGAGCAGAUCCCUACAUGCCGAGCCAGAUGCCCGGCGGAGGUAUGCAGGACAUGUAUGGUCGGCCCCCGUCGGCCUUGAGCAUGAGCCAACGGUCACAGUAUCCAUACGGGACAAGUUAUGACAGGAGACCAGACCAUGUCAUGGGAAUGGAGGGGAACAUGGGUCCUCCUGGCAGUCAGAACAACAUGGGACCUUCUAACAGUGAGGGCAACAUGUACUCUCCCAGUAGAUACCCUUCACAGCAAAGACACGAUGGCUACAGUCAGCAGUAUCCCGGUUUGCCAUACGGGAUGCAUCCGUCUGGGAUGUACCCGCAGCAACAGCAUGGCUACAAACGGAGUAUGGAUGGCAUGUAUGGCCCCCCCCCCAAGAGACACGAAAGCGACAUGUACGCCAUGCAGUAUGCCAACCAGCAGCAGGACAUGUACAAUCACUACAGUGGUGGGUACUCAGGCCCUGAACACCGACCCAUCCAAGGACAGUUCCCCUUCCCCUACCCCCGCGAUCGCAUGGCCCCCUCAGGUCAGAGCCAGCACAGUAUGAUGGGUGGGGGGCCCACUCCUAACCAUGCUGCCGAUGGCCCCAACAUGUGGCCAUCCAGGACAGACCUUGGGUAUCCCUACCCCAAUAGACAGGGGCCACCGUCACAAAUGCCACCAUAUGGCUCAAUCAGUAGAGAUGACAUAGACGGGCGGCCCGGGCAGGAGCAGUGGCACCGCCAGUCUCCCUACAUGUCAUCAUCAGGUGGCAUGUCUACCCUGUCUUCACGCCAGCCAUCUUCUUAUUCCAACUCACCAUCCAUGGCUAACCACCUGCCCAGAGCACCCAGUCCAGGGGCCUUCCAGCGUUCCAUGGAUUCGAGGAUGUCACCCAGCAAAGCACCGUUCAUGUCACCCAUGAAGAUGCCCAAGCCUGGGAUGCCCAUGUUGGGCUCACAGGGCAGUGGACCCCUUUGCCAGUUUCCUCCAAACCUGAGACGAGACCUCAACUACCCACCAGGAUCAGUGGAAGCUACCAUGUCGAUUCUCAAACCCCGACGGAAGCUCAACUCCAAAGACACUGGAACGCCUGAGGCCUGGCGUGUGAUGAUGUCUCUGAAGUCUGGCCUUCUGGCAGAGAGCGCAUGGGCUCUAGACACCAUCAACAUCCUGCUGUACGAUGACAGCACUGUGGCCUCCUUUAACCUCUCCCAGUUGCCUGGAUUCCUUGAGCUGAUUGUGGAGUACUUUCGUCGUUUCUUGAUCGAGAUCUUUGGCAUCCUGAAAGAGUUUGAGGUGGGGACUGUGGCUGAGAAAAGCUUUUUGGACUCUGCUUCUGAUCAGAAAGAAGAAGCCGUCCCUGACCAAGAAACAGACUCUGCUGUCCAACCUGAACCUGAGUCGACUCCGGGAGCAGAAACACAAGUGGAGCAAGCAGGAGGCAUCGUGGAGGAAGCUCUACCAGUCACUGCAGAGACAGCACAGGUGAACGGUGAGAAGGAGAAACCUGAAGCAGCCAUAAAGAUGGAGGAGAAAGAAGAGGAAGAGAAAAAUGAAAAAGGAGAAGAGAGUAAAAAGGAGUGUGUUGACCAGCCUGUGACAGAGCUUGAACCUAAACCUAAACAAGCCAGUAAAUAUGAUAAGCUCCCCAUCAAGAUUGUCCACAAAGAGGACCUGAUUGAAGACGUGACAGAGCGCUUAGGUUAUAUCACUGAGUUCACCACUGGGUUGCUACACUGGCAGGCAGGUGGAGGUGAUUCCACAGCACACAUUCAGACACAGUUUGAACCCCGGCGUGAACCACCUGCCAGGGCAGAUGAAAAGACAAAACAAAACAAAGAGGAAAUAAAGGUGGACCAUGGGAAGAAUCAUCCACUGAAACGUAUCACUGCUACUAUUGAUGAUGUCCUGUGUGCUCGGGUUGACGCCCUUUCUUAUGCACACCCUGCACGCUCCUUGCCAUCCUACCCCUUCAGGGUGCAUUCAGAUGGGGAGCAGGACCACAUCACCCUGCUGGAGGAUGAGCCUCGCUGCCUGGACGAGGCUCCGCUCUCCACAACCUCUGCCUGGCAGGACUCGCUUGCCAAGAGAUGUCUCUGCGUCUCCAACAUUGUCCGGAGCCUCUCCUUCAUCCCGGGGAAUGACUUGGACAUGUCACGCCACCCUGCUCUGGUUCUUCUUUUAGGCAGGCUGCUCCUGCUGCACCACCAGCACCCGGAGAGGAACAGGUCACCCCCCAGCUACCAGAGAGAUGACCUACAGGAGCGGGGCCUGUCCAGUAGCAAAGAGGAGUGGUGGUGGGAGUGUCUGAGUCUGCUCAGGGAGAAUGCCAUGGUUACACUUGCCAACAUCUCUGGUCAGUUGGAUCUCUCCACCUACCCAGACACGAUCUGCCUCCCGAUCUUGGAUGGCCUUCUCCACUGGAUGGUGUGUCCUUCAGCUGAAGCCCAGGACCCGUUCCCAUCAGCUGCACCCCACUCCCAGCUCACUCCCCAGAGACUGGUGCUGGAAUGCCUCUGCAAACUGAGCAUCCUGGGUGGUAACGUUGACCUCCUGCUAGCUACGCCGCCCUUCAGCCGACAGGAGAAACUCUUCACCGUCUUGGUCCGCUACGUGGGUCAGAGGAAGGCCCAGGUGUACCGGGAAAUGGCAGUAGCUGUUCUCUCCCACCUGGCACAAGGAGACCCCACAGCUGCACGUGCCAUAGCCAUGCAGAAGGGCAGCGUGGGUAAUUUGGUGGGAUUCUUGGAGGAUGGUGUUAGCAUGGCACAGUACCAGCAGAAUCCUCACAGCUUGCUGCACAUGGGGCACCCCCCUAUGGAUCCACCUAGCAUAAACAUGAUGUGCAGAGCAGCUAAAGCCCUCUUGGCUAUGUCUCAAGUGGAAGAGAACAAGAUAGAGUUUGUGCUGUAUGAAAGCAGAUUAUUAGACAUCUCCAUUUCCUCUGUACUCAACACGGGAGUGGUGGCUAUUAUUUGCCAAGUUCUCUUUCACUUAGGGAAAUCAUGACAAGAGGAGAGGCAGGACUCACAUGACAGACACUAAGGCGGACAAGAUAUUCCUGUGGUUUUCUAUUUUAUUUAUCAAAAUGACAGAAAAUGUUUGUUUUUUUAAAGAAGUAUCCACAUAAAAAAAAAUAUCUCUAUAUAUGUAUAGCUUCUGAGCACUCUGAAAACAGUGGGUUUGGGAUUUGAAAGCUCAUUUUAAUACAAAUAUUUAAUACCUGCUGGUGUUGGAUGGCUACGUUUGAUAUUUUGUUUGGCAUCUGUUUUAGUUUGUUUACUUUUUCAGCCAAAGCUGCCACCAGAUUUUGGUGCUGAAUUAUGUGGUUCCUUUUGAGUCGAUGAGUCGUCGGGAUGUUUUUCAGUUUUAUAAAUGCUAAUAUACUCAUCAACAUUUUGUUAAUGGAGAAUAUUUAUUUAAAAUGUGACACUGUACAGUAGUUUGAACUUUUUUGCCAAUGCUCGUGGGGGGAAACAAACACUGACUUUUUAAAUUGAAAUGUAUAUGUCUCCAUCGCUGGAAGAUAAAUUGUGCAAUAGGACUAGAGCAAAUUGUCCCUUUUUGAGAACAAGAUGUAAAUCUCCUGCAGUGUGUGCUUUAGGCCAUGAGGAGGCAGCAUUGCACCAGCCAAUCAACAUGAGAGAAGAACGUCUGUCAAAAGAAGUGUCUAAUUUAUCAAUCAUAGCCUCAACGACUUUCACAGAUGAACUUUGUGCUUCCUAAGCACUUGUGUUACGUCUGUAUUUUUUCAUCACUGUGUAUACAGACUGUUGUACAAUGGACGCACAUGAUUCUUUCAGUCUCAAUCAAGCUUAGCAAGAGAUGGGACUUUGUGACUAUUAUAACAAAUGCUUUUAUUGUUGGUAAAAUUUGUUAUUGUUAUUAUACAUAUUUUGUUAAAGGGGUCAAAUAUUUGAACAUGGCAGAUGUAACUGAUGUUUCGAUGUAAAAAUUCCUGUAUGCAUUGUAUUAUAGCUGAGAAAACAAUCGCUUUGGUAAUCAAAUGUGGAAGUGCCAGGGUGAGAGGAUAUCUGGGUGAGGUUACAUAAGAAAACUGAACACAUUUCUGUUUGUUACUGUCCUCCAUUCAUGUCAAUGGGCGUAUUUUUGAAUCUAGAUAAUGCUCUAAAAGAAACAUGUGAAAAGAACUUUCAAAAUGUCCUGAGAGCUCAUUGUAAAAUUUGCCUUUUUCGUAUAUGAUUCCAUGUCUCUCUUUUAUUCAGUAUACACAUUUAUACUCUGUGCUGCACAUGUCACAAAUAAAUGUACGAUGAACAUCGUUAAGCACCAGAGACGUUGCAUUAUGUCCAGACAAUCUUAGGCCAAUAAAACAAACAUCAGCUGCUUA